GAAACGUUGAGGGUUCAAGAAAAAGCCACUUUCUGGAGGGGUUUUUGUGUACGGAAUCUGUCUACGUUUGGGCACAAACGGCUGAGGCGGCAUGCACGCCUCCAGAGAGCGGCAAGCGCAACUUUUGCUUGACAUUCCUCCCGUUUUCGUCCCUGACUUUUCGCGCUUCCUGUUCCUCGAAACGCUUUCGUGCAGCUCUUUCGGGGAUACUUUUUGUUUUUUCGCCAGGUGCCUCUCUUUCGUCGUCGAUUCCUUCCCUUCCCUCGAAAAGAGCCGAGAGACCCAGGUGACCUUCAGGUUCAAGACUUUCAUCGGAAGACGAGAAAGCUUCUCUCUCUGAGUUUUUUUUCUCGUACACCUGAGGCCGGUUCUCGCUGCUUUCUCUGCAUGCACGCGGGUUUGCUGCCUCUGCAAAAAGUUCUGUUUCCUCUGCGUUCCAUCGGUCUCUCCACGUCCUCCCUUUUCUCCCUGCACUUCCUCCACCGCCGAUCCGAGGUGUGUGACCUCUCUUAAUCCGCCAGGACUUCCGAUUUCUUUUCUUGGUCCUACCUCUUUUUUCUGUAGUUCACUUCUCCUCUUCUCCUUUCUUCUUGUUCUGUCUGCUUCUCCAGAUUCUUCGGAGUAGCUCUGUUCGAGGUCCUGUUCCUAUCUCUUCCUGGAUGUCCUUCCUAGAAUCUGUUUUCCUUGUGGUCUUCUUCGUAUCUCUUGCUUGUGUUUCUCGCUUCUACGUCUUCUUCUUCCCGCGAAAGUAGUAGGAUCUCUGUACUUGCUCGACAUUUCGACGGUAAAAACGGAGAACGGUUCUCUCGACGGAGGGCAGACGGCUUUUCCGCCGCGUCAAAGGUGGAGCGCUGUUUCAUCAGAAGACGAGAAAGGACUUUCUUUCCAAAAACACUGACGACACCCGACUUCAGCGAGACUUCCAUCGGCUUAAACGAAGAAGCCUGAGGGACUUUGACGAUUUGGGAUUUACCCGCGGAGAAGACGCGUCGUAUUUUCGGGCGUUCUCCGAAUAUAGGCCGCCGCGAAUCGCCUUCGUUCCGAGAAGAGAAAAUGGAGGACCUGGAACUGGAAGGUAGCUUGAAGGAGCUUUUCGAAACUCCCUCGCUGCGGUGGAUUUUUGUGGGUGGAAAGGGUGGCGUCGGGAAGACUACAACGAGCUGUGCCGUCGCCGCUCAGCUGGCCAAGACGCGAGAAUCUGUUUUGAUCAUUUCAACGGACCCUGCGCACAACAUCAGCGACGCGUUCACACAGAAAUUCUCCAAUACACCGACUCUGGUCAAUGGCUUUGACAAUUUGUACGCCAUGGAGAUCGACAGCCGUUAUCAGGAGACUUUUGAUUUUAAGAUGAGCAAUUUGCCUUCUGCCGAGGCGGCCUCGUUCAGCUUGACCUCGCUGCUGCCUGAGAUGCUCCAGGCUGUUCCUGGCAUCGACGAGGCUCUCUCCUUCGCAGAGUUGAUGCAAAAUGUACAGAGCAUGAAGUACAGUGUGAUCGUGUUCGACACAGCGCCCACGGGUCAUACGUUGCGGCUGCUCGCUUUUCCGGAUUUACUCGAGAGAGGUCUCAAGAAACUGUCGACUUUCAAAGACAAAAUUCAGUCUGCUCUGCAGAUGUUGAAUGCUGUCUCCGGCCAACAAAUUCAGGAACAAGAUUUUGCGGCGAAGAUUGAGAAUCUGAAGGCCGUCACGACCUCUGUGCGUGAAGCCUUUCAAGAUCCGGCUCACACGACUUUCGUCUGCGUCUGCAUUCCGGAGUUUCUGAGCGUAUACGAGACAGAGCGCCUCGUCCAGGAACUGGCGAAGCAGAAGAUCGACUGCAGCAACAUUGUGGUGAAUCAAGUACUCUUUCCAGUUGGAGGCGUCCAAGAUGAAGGCUGUCGGCCUCCCGCCUCGCUGCUCGCCUCAGCGGACGCCGAGACGCCAGCGCCUCUGGAGGAGCUCCUGGCGCCUCCCGCUGCUCGCGGAGAAAAGGAAACUGCACAAGAGGAGAACGCGCGACUGAGGCAGCUCAUUCGCCGCAUGCAGAUUCGCCUGCUGGCUCUGGAGAAGUCGUAUCACUCAAGAAGGGCGAUGCAGUCGAGAUAUCUUCAACAAAUCCAGGAUUUGUACAGCUUUGAUUUCCAUGUCGUGCCCAUUCCGCAGCAGCCGGAAGAGGUACGAGGAAUCGAGCGUCUUCUGCGCUUCGGCGACCUUCUUUCCAGCUGCCGUCCUCUUCCGAUUCUUCCUCCGGCGCCUUCCAGUCCUUAGCUCGUGUUUCGCAUCGUCGCCAGUUCUUUUUUCUCUUGUUCCGCCCUCUGUCUUUGUUUCAAGCUGUCGUGUCGCUCCGCUGUCAGUUCCUCGCGGUGGUCCUCUGCUUGCCGUUUCGAAAGCCCUGUCGGGAUGUUUCUUCCAUGUCGCUCACCGUCUCUCGUCCGCGUUUCAACUCUCGUUCCCGCAGUGUCGCCAUUCCUCACUGUCGUUGCAAGAUUACGGACAGGACGAGGGUUUCACGACGUUUGUCCGUUUCUCUGUUUCGUCACACGCGAACCUCGACUUUCGAUUGUCUUCCAGAAUUCCUACUUUUGUGAUCCUCUUCCUGCACAGUCCCCCCUUCAGUGCAACGGCUGCAGCACAGGGUGCGAGAAAAAGACUUCUCAGAUGCGCGGGGAUGGUCAGUGUACGUUCGUGCUGGGAUGGCUUUCAGACGUUUCCUUCAGUCAAACAGCAUCUCUGUUUUCUUGGUUUCUACAGGAUCGCUGAGGUUCUUCUGUCUGUGUCACGGUUUCUUGAGAGGAGGCGCCAAAGUCACCUGUCGGAUGCACUGUGGGGUGGCAUUUCAACGUGGAACGGUACUUGUCUCUGUGUACCUCGAAUGCAGUCGAAACAAAAACCAAGGAACUUUGGACUUACACGAAAGACAGCAUGAAGCGGAACGCUGAAUAACGCUCGACAGAGGGGGAAACGAGCAGCUUUGACAGGGCCUUUCCCGCACGCAGCUGUCUUGAACAGUCCAGUAGUGGGUGGUGGUGUACACAGUCACAGAGAACUCGGUUAUCUGCACCUCACAAAGAGAGUCGUCUUCGAUAUUCCAGGUGCUCUUCCGUCAGUUUCUUCGACCUGAGAUAACGAGGAUUCCUCGGUUGCUGGUCACGGUGACAUUCAAAGCCAACAAAGAACCGUAGUUCUACAUGUGCCACGAAGAAGUCCCAGAAAAACGUCUUGAAAGAGACGGAGAACUGCACAGUGUCUUUCAGUUUUUCUGAUUGCUUUCCUCGGGGUGCAGAAGGUUAGCUUAGAAGCAGUU
Messenger RNA from Toxoplasma gondii ME49, 3283 nucleotides. Its product is annotated as arsenite-activated ATPase family protein. Gene Ontology annotation, cellular component: GET complex. The record is from RefSeq and is a predicted model, not a curated record. Bases 1054 to 2247 code for a protein of 397 amino acids. The transcript is spliced from 9 exons. NCBI's taxonomy places the organism in Eukaryota, Apicomplexa, Conoidasida, Eucoccidiorida, Sarcocystidae. Gene Ontology annotation, molecular function: ATP hydrolysis activity; ATP binding. Gene Ontology annotation, biological process: post-translational protein targeting to endoplasmic reticulum membrane.